This is a messenger RNA of Macadamia integrifolia, 1687 nucleotides long. Its product is annotated as dual specificity protein kinase YAK1 homolog. The record is from RefSeq and is a predicted model, not a curated record. Lineage: Eukaryota; Viridiplantae; Streptophyta; Magnoliopsida; Proteales; Proteaceae.
GCUUCCAAACAUCCAUUUGUAACAGGAGAGCCAUUCACAUGCCCCUAUAAACCUCUCCCAGAGACCCCACGCAUGCCUGUUGGUCAAAAUAUGAAGGUGGACCAUCACCCAGGGGGAGGGCAUUGGUUUGCUGCUGGUCUCUCUCCUCAGGUUUUAGGCAUGAACAGAGGUGCUUCACAGAAUGGUCCGCAUUUUCAGGUGGCACAAUACUCUCAUGCUAGUAGUUAUGGCAGUUUGGGAAGUCAUGGUAGCUAUAAUGAUGGUGCUGCACUUGGAAGCAGUUAUGGAAGCUAUGGGGAUAGUAACAGUAUGCAUUCAUAUUAUUCACCUGUUGGUCCUUCUGGCUUGAGCAUCCAUGCACAAGGUGGUGUAUCAAUACUUGGAGCUAGUCCUGAUGCUAGGCGAAGGAAUUCUCAACUCUCUCAUGGAAAUAGCCUUGGUGUCAGCCCAUCUGCUGGAAAUUUCAUUCCAAUGUCUCUAGGUGCAAGCCCCUCGCAGUUUACUCCUCCUAGCUCCCACAUUCAGGUUUCAUCUGCGUCUCCAGGAAAGUAUGGCCCCACUUCCCCUGCAAGAAGUAGUGGUGUUCAUGGAUCACCAUUGGGCAAAAUGGCUGCUGUUAGCCAUUUCAACAGAAGAAGUUGGGGAUACCAAGGAAGUAUGCAGUCUCAGGAGUCUGCAUCAUGGCAAGGGCACCAUACUGAUACUGGAAGCUGUAGUCACCCUGAGGGGAGCUCCCGUGGACAUGGUGGCUCUCCUCGGAGUACACAGUCAUCUACUUUUCUGAGCUGGAGAAAUCAAAGGGGAGGAGGCAGCAGUGUCACUUCAGGAUACUCGUCAACCAAUCAGAAUGUAUCAGGUUCCUUUGCACCUAACCCUAAUGUGCCGUUUUCACAAGCCACAGAAACUGUUUGUGACAAGCCUGAAAGCAGCUCAUCACUGCCUCAUCCUGGAGACUGGGAUCCCAAUUACAGCGACGAACUUCUGUUGCAUGAUGAUGGUUCUGAUACAAGUUCUAUAACCUCUGAGUUGGCAAAUGGGCUGCACCUUACUCGUGCUUCGGAUUCAACAGUUCAAGUGGCCGGGAUUAGAAGAUUCAAUCGCAACUCUAACCAGGCACAAACAAGUACAAACUUACCCAUCCAGAGAAACAACGUUCAAGCUUACCCACAUGUAGAGUUUGGCAGCCCUCCAUCCCAUGAUAUGUAUGCUGGUUAUGGCCGCAAGCCUUCGCAUCUCAUGCCUCACUUCUCAUCAAAUUCUCUGAGCCGCUUUGGCCAGCAACCUCCGCAGCAGUUAAACCAGUCGACUUUUGUUCGUGGUGGUGAUUGGAAUCAUCCAAAGGUUCGGGCUCCACCCAACUGUACUACUGGGGGUCCAAGUUCUCCUAGCAAUAGCUCAUUUGCUAACGGCAUGAACUGGGGACGUGGCUCUGGUCAUCCCAUCACCACCAUUCCUCCAACAUCCCAUGCAAGAAAGGACUAUGGGAGGAUAACAUAAUGUUGAAGACCAGUACAUCUUCCCUUGCAGGACGGUUCAUGUAUUCUUUUGUUGCCAAGGAAUUUGUAUUUGAUAGUUCUAUUUGCGUUGCAGGCUUGUGCAAUCUAUGGAUAUCUUUCAGAUCUUUUUGAUCAAUUGUGGUUUCAUAAAUAUAAUUUAUGAUUAUGGAAUCUUCAUCUUCUUUGUGCCA